UUUUCAUUCAUUUAGUUUUUGAAAAAAAAUAAAAGUCACCAUUCCCGAAUCAAAAUUUGUUUUAAAAUUUUAAAGCCAUCGCAAGAGCGUGAAGACAACGUGUGAUUGAAGUGCGGUUCAGUGAAAAGUGCACAGCACAUUUGUAAACCCAUCAGAUCCUUCAUCGUCAUUCCCAUCCGAACAACGCGAUCUAUAGACUACUGCGAGUGGAGGGGCACAGGGAGCAGAGGAGGCAAGAGGACAAAGGUCUGGAUUCUAGAAUCUAGAUUGAAACACUCGAACUCAAACACGGCCACUCUACAGGAGCAACUUUCAGAAGCUGUCAAUCACUUUCACUUCAAGUUUGGAAAAGAGCAGUCGAAGCGAAAGCAUUUUCAUACAUUUUCAUCGGGCAUUUUGUGAAGAAAUCAGAAAACCGGAACUUUAAACAACUCCACAUAUAGAGGCAACGAUUCCAUUCGGUUAUAGCCAAGAAUUGGGCACAGUAAAUCGAAAAGAAAUUUGACAAAUUACCGAAAGUGACCAAAAGUGCAAGUCACCAACACACACACUCCUUUUGCAGAAAAGUGAAAAGUGAGCUUACGAAUAGAACAAGUGUUGAGCCACCAGCCACCGCAGCUACACUAGAGAAGCAUAGCCCACAGCUCCGCCAAGGAUCAAGUCCCAGUCUCCCAGUCAAGCGCAAUCUCAGGGUGAGUCCCUGACAAGCAGCACCAACGGCGUCCCAGACGAUUGUCCUAUCCGGCCCGGACAACGCAGCCGCGGCUCGCAAAACCGAGACCAUGGCGGAGGUGCUCAACCUGGAGAGCAUCAUUGCCCGUCUGCUGGAGGUGCGUGGCGCCAGGCCCGGCAAGAAUGUGCAGCUGUCGGAGGGCGAGAUCCGGGGACUGUGCCUCAAGUCGCGCGAGAUACUGCUGGCGCAGCCCAUACUGCUGGAGCUGGAGGCGCCGCUCAAGAUCUGCGGCGACAUCCAUGGCCAGUACUAUGAUCUGUUGCGUCUGUUCGAGUACGGCGGCUAUCCGCCGGAGGCCAACUAUCUCUUCCUGGGCGACUACGUCGACAGGGGCAAGCAGUCGCUGGAGACCAUCUGCCUGCUGUUGGCCUACAAGAUCAAGUACUCGGAGAACUUCUUUCUGCUGCGCGGCAAUCACGAGUGCGCCAGCAUCAAUCGCAUCUAUGGCUUCUACGAUGAGUGCAAGCGCCGAUAUACCAUCAAGUUGUGGAAGACAUUCACGGAUUGCUUCAACUGCCUGCCGGUGGUGGCCAUUGUCGAUGAGAAGAUCUUUUGCUGCCACGGCGGACUGAGUCCGGAUCUCACCUCCAUGGAGCAGAUCCGCCGGAUUAUGCGACCCACCGAUGUGCCCGACCAGGGACUGCUGUGCGAUCUGCUCUGGUCCGAUCCGGACAAGGACACCAUUGGCUGGGGCGAGAACGACCGUGGCGUCAGCUUCACCUUUGGCGCCGAGGUGGUCGUCAAGUUCCUGCAGAAGCACGAUCUCGAUCUGAUCUGUCGUGCCCACCAGGUGGUCGAGGAUGGCUACGAGUUCUUUGCCAAGCGCCAGUUGGUCACCCUCUUCUCCGCCCCAAACUAUUGCGGCGAGUUCGACAAUGCCGGUGCCAUGAUGUCCGUGGACAACACCCUCAUGUGCUCCUUCCAAAUCCUCAAGCCCGUCGAGAAGCGCAAGAAGUAGCUACCAGAAUACCAGCAGGUAGCUAGAUCUGUGGACCUCUCUGUGGACCAGAUCUUGAAUUUUACACCAUAACACAAGCAAUGACAUACUCUGACCCUCAUCCACAUUAUCACGAAAUCCCACACGAAAUCGGUUCGAAAUCAUAAUUUCCAGACUCAUCUAGACUCGUCAAACGGAUCAAAGAAGAAGAAAUGGCCCAGCUCCAGCGUAUAUCUCCAUGAAUCCCAACUGGCUUACCAGAUAUCCAGCCAUUUCCUUCAUAUGUGUGAUAUUAAACAAAUCUAAUCAAACUA
This is a messenger RNA of Drosophila teissieri, 1984 nucleotides long. It is a transcript of the gene Pp1-13C, whose product is annotated as serine/threonine-protein phosphatase alpha-3 isoform. Gene Ontology annotation, cellular component: nucleus; cytoplasm. Lineage: Eukaryota; Metazoa; Arthropoda; Insecta; Diptera; Drosophilidae. The record is from RefSeq and is a predicted model, not a curated record. Bases 783 to 1691 code for a protein of 302 amino acids. The transcript has 3 exons. Gene Ontology annotation, molecular function: protein serine/threonine phosphatase activity.